Coregonus sp. 'balchen' is the source of this 2641-nucleotide messenger RNA. The record is from the annotation of a GenBank genome assembly. NCBI's taxonomy places the organism in Eukaryota, Metazoa, Chordata, Actinopteri, Salmoniformes, Salmonidae.
AUGCCUCCCCCUGGGUCAGAUGUGUACUCACAUCAGUACCAGCGUAAGUGUCUCAAACAUCCCUACCACUUCCAGGUGAUGGGUGCUCUCUUCUUCGUGUAGAAGGAAAGUGGCACACUGAACCACCUAUAAGUGUGUCUGCUGCCACCAACAGGUUUGGAGUAUACACUGAGUAGCCUCGAGGAAAUCGUGGCCUCGCACAUACAGGCGCUAGCCUUGGGUAUUCUAAAUACAGUUAGUGUCUCCAACUGUAUUUCAAGUCAGACUAUCUUCGAUGCCCCGUUUUCUAAAUUUAAACCAUCAAACAUUUUCUGUUGAAUGUUUGCUUUCAUAGUGUUUUCUCUUUGGAAUGUUCUUUGCUAAUCAGCCUUGAAUCUUUCUUUGGCGAUUUAUCUAAACCUGAAAUAUCACCCUAAAUUGAUAAUGAGAAUGUUUGGCUGUUAACUAUCUCACUGCAUGAUGUCCCAUUCUGAAUGACAAAUCUUUCAUGCCUGAUAGUCUCUCUAUAAAAAAAUCUGGCCAGAAAUAUUGGCACACUUGCAAUUUUUUCUAAUAAUUCACAAUUUCUUCCAGAAAACUAUUGAAAUUAAAACAUUGGUAUCCACAUAUGUAUGUCUUUGUUUUGCAGUUGAACAAAACGAAAAAAUCUGAAUAAUUUACUAAAUCUUAGCUUAUUCCACAAAGAAAUCCUAAAAUGGCCCGGACAGUAUUAUUGGCACCUUCUAGAAGUAGUUAGAAAUAAUUAGAUUUCAAGCAGGUGAUUCUCUUUUACUUUGGAAUUGAACUCACCUGUGGUAUGUGGUAUGUUGCAUGUGCCUGCAAUAUAAAAAUCACUCAUUCAGCCAGUUUGAAUAGAGAAAAGGACUAAUUCUCCUGUUUUGUGUCAUUGUGUGUACCGCAAUGUGCAUGGAGAAAAUAAAGAAAACCAGAGAAUUAUCUGAGGAGGUCAGACACAAAUUGUAGCCAAACAUGGACAAUCUCAAGGCUACAAGUCCAUGUCCAGAGACCUUGAUGUUCCUGUUUCCACCAUACGUAAUGUUAUCAAGAAGUGUAAGGCCCAUGCCACUGUAGCAACCUCUCUGGACGUGGCCGCAAGAGAGAACUUGAUGGAAGAUUGCAGCGAAGGAUUGUUCUAAUGGUGGAGAAAGCACCUCUAUCAACUGCCACACAGAUUCAAGCUGACCUUCAGACACAAGGUAUGACAGUUCAAUUCGCACCAUCUGUUGCCAACUCAAUGAAAGGGGGUUGUAUGGUAGGAGACCCAGGAGGACCCCACUGCUGAGAGAGAGAGAUAUAAGAAAGCCCGACUGCAAUUUGCCAAAACACACCUGAACAUGCCAACAUCCUUCUGGGAGAAUGUCCUGUGGACAGAUGAGACCAAAUUAGAGCCUUCAAAGAAAAUAACACCUUCCCUACAGGCAAACAUGGAGAAGGUUCAGUGAUGUUUUGGGGUUGCUUUGCUGCUUCUGGCACUGGGUGCCUUGAACGUGUGCAUGGCAUCGUGAAAUCAGGAGAAUACCAAGGCAUUGGAGCGCAAUGUCGGACCCAGUGUCAGAAAUCUGUGUCUCCGUCGAAGGUCAUGGUUCUUCCCAGCAGGAGAAUGACCCCAAACACACUUAAAAAAGCACCCAGGAAUGGUUCAAGAUCAAACGCUGGACUGUUCUGAAGUGGCCAGCAAUGAGUCCAGAUCUAAAUCCCAUUGAAAACUUGUGGAGAGAUAUGAAAACAGCUGUUGGGAGAAGGCAUCCUUCAAAUCUGGGUAAACUGGCGCUGUUUGCACAAGAGGAGUGGACCAACCUGCCAGUACAGAGGUGCAGGAAGCUCAUUGAUGGCUAUAGGAAGCGCUUGAUUGCAGUUAUUUUGAACAAAGGCUGUCCUACCAAAUAUUAAGUCUAGGGUGUCAAUAAUUUUGUAAUGCCAUUUCUGUUUAUUUUCUGAUUUAAAUGGAUAUAUUAAGUUCUGAAUCAAAAGCAAAGGUUCUGUAAUAUUGACAGUGAAAUAAAGAAUUGUGGAGACUAAAUACUUAGGUAAAUUUCAACUUAUUUUUGGGGGAAAUUGUGAGUUACUUGAAAAACGUGCAAGGGUGCCAAUAUCUUUGGCAACGACUGUACUUUUGAAUGAAGUUCUAACUAAGUUGAAGCAUUUUUCUGUAAUGUUACCAUAUAUUGUAAUUAUUAACAGAGAAACAUGCUUCCAUUUCACAUUUCCUGAACUGCUAGAAAUUUGAAUGCAUGUUACUAUUGUUAAAGACCCACAGUAAGCACUGUUACAGUUAAAGUAUUUAACGUAACUCUGUGACUAAUGCAUGCUGUUCUCUCUUCUGUGAACCCCAGCCUACCCUCCGGCCAGCCAGUACAACCCUGGCACUGGUGGCCCAGCUAUCUAUUCACCUCUUCAGUACUCUGCUCCUCCCUCCUUCUCUUCCUCCUCUCCUCAAGCCCCAGCUCCAGGCUUCAUGCCCCAGUACACUCAACAACCCCUCUACCAACCUCCUGCCAUGGGCCAGCCUCUGUCUUCUCAUCCUCCUUUCUCUCCUACUUCCUCCUUCUCUCCUCCUCUGUCCUCUGGAGCGUCUUUCCAACAUGGCGGACCAGGGUCGCCUGCCUCGUACAUGCUUCCUCCUCCACCAACCGGAUCCUCA